Messenger RNA from Chanos chanos (milkfish), 4558 nucleotides. It is a transcript of the gene arhgef12a, whose product is annotated as Rho guanine nucleotide exchange factor (GEF) 12a. Gene Ontology annotation, cellular component: cytoplasm. Lineage: Eukaryota; Metazoa; Chordata; Actinopteri; Gonorynchiformes; Chanidae. Gene Ontology annotation, biological process: intracellular signal transduction; G protein-coupled receptor signaling pathway. The record is from RefSeq and is a predicted model, not a curated record. Gene Ontology annotation, molecular function: guanyl-nucleotide exchange factor activity; G protein-coupled receptor binding.
UAUCGGCCAAACAUCUCUCAAAUUAUUCAGUUACAACUUCACCUUAAACGGAUGCAGACUGGGACUCCACGGAGACUUGUGUUUCUCCACGUAUUUUUGAAAAUGCUAACUGGUUGUAAACCGCAGAAAAGAUAAGAACGGAAGCCCAAUGAGCGACAUACAGUCAACAAUCACUGACAGGUUUCCCAAAAAAGUAAACAGAACCAGUAGCAUUCUUAGCAAAGAUCAUCCCCCCGACAAGAAACCCAAAAGUGACAAACCUUCAACUCCCACCCCAAAUGAACUCGACCCCACAGACGUGUUGGUGCAGAAGAGUGGCUGUGUUGUAACUGAGGGGAAGCCAGAGUCCUGUGGGCUGGUCCAGCGAUGCGUAAUCAUUCAGAAAGACGAGAAUGGUUUCGGGCUGACGGUGAGCGGAGACAACCCUGUGUUUGUGCAGCUCGUCAAAGAGGAUGGAGCUGCAAUGCGCGCUGGUGUCCAGACCGGUGACAGGAUCAUUAAGGUGAAUGGGACCUUAGUGACGCAUUCAAAUCACGUCGAAGUCGUGAAAUUAAUCAAAUCGGGCUCUUAUGUGGCCCUCACGGUAUUGGGGAGACCCCCAGGGUUACCUCAGAUCCCACUGUCAGAGGUGGACGGUAACCUCGAUUCGUUCGGGAGUUCCUCCGUCACCUCCCCGUCUUCCGUCGGUCAGACCCCAGCCAGCCGGCCGUACAGUCCCGCGGACCGCCUCUCAUCGUCUUUAGGACCAUGGGAAGAGAACAACCGCGUACACAGCCAAAAAGUGGACAGCCUCCAGAGGAUGCUGUCCAGGGAGCAGCAGGAGUUACAGGGAAUGAAGGAGGAGUACAGCAGGAACCCCACGCCCAAACUACUGAAGGAAAUCAAGGAGGCAGAAAAGCACAUUCCACAGCUGCAGGGCCAGCUCAGCAGAGCCACCGCAGGAGCGCAAGACGGCCUGCAUCAGGGGGACAGUGAGGAUGGUGGUUCUGCUGAAGCGGACCAGAGAGGGGAUGUCAGCUCGGACGGCUUCUGGAACAGCACCUCAGUUUUCCGUGGUUUUCCUCUGGGUUCUCCAGACAGUCUCAGCCAAAGAGAGUCCAGCUGUCACAGCCCAAAGAGUACACCCAGAGACAGUCUCAACUCCUGCCCUUCCCCUGAAGCAGACGACACCCUAGACCCAGAUUCCAACUCCAACACGCCAACCUCACGCUUGACCUCCCAGAUCAUCGGAGCAGAGGACGACUACUUUGACCCAGAUCAAGAACAGGUUAAUGGCCAGUGCAGCUGCUUCCAGAGCAUCGAACUUCUCAAGUCCAGACCUGCCCACCUGGCAGCCUUCCUGCAUCACGUAGUGUCUCAGUUUGAUCCUGCUCCGCUGCUUUGCUAUCUCUACACUGACUUGUAUAAGCAGACCAACUCCAAAGAAACCCGUCGAGUCUUCAUGGAAAUAUUCACUUAUUUCAUUGACAAAGCGGCACACUUAAAAGUAGCAGUGCCUGAGUCCAUCUCCUGUGACCUUGAGCGGCGGAGGCCGGAGCUCAUUCCUGAGGAAAUACACAGACAGUAUGUGCAGUUGCUGCAGGAGACGCUCCUCCCCGAGGUACAGAGGAACCUGGAGGACUUUAGGCAGAAACGCAGUAUGGGGCUAACUCUUGCUGAGGGAGAGCUGGCACGUUUGGACACUGACCAACUCAAAGACAGCGUGGCCAUGGAGAGAGAGCGAUCCUGCGCUGACACUAUCAUCAGCAAAAUAGAUGAUGUUCUAUUAACAGCACAGCACACAGAAGAAGAUAAAUGCUCCACCAUACAGUUUGUCAUUGCAACUUACAUGAAGCACCUUGGGAUAAGAGUCAAGGAGCAGCGCAAUCUGGAGUCCAAACGAGUGCGCAUCAAUUUCCUCCCCAAAAUCAAGAACAGAAACAAGACUGAGAAAGAAGGGGAAGAGAAAGCAAAGAAAACCCGAUUUCCCAGCAUUCUCGUGCCCCCACGACGGACGAGUCGAGUAGAUCCGCCAGCGAUAGGUCGUGCUAUGGACCUGAACAAGCAGAGGCCGCAGAAGCAGCUCUCCCAGCCGACCAUGGGCGUGUCGGAGCCCGUGGACAGCAGCCGUCUGCGCGGAAGCCAGUCCAGCGACGGCUCGGAUCUCACGCAGAGCCCGGCCUUCGCCAGCAUCCCUCCCAACACCUCCCCGUGCAGCCCCGCGUCAGAUCCCUCCGGCAGGGACUCAGAAUCUGGGAUGAGUCCCGUGUCUGCGCUGUCUAAGCUGGCGGAGAGUUCCGGAGACGUGCUAGACGGCGUAUACUCCCCUAACUCCCAGUCCGACUUCAGUCCGUACAGUCUGGACCAGCUGGAUGAAGAGAGAGUGAGCGAGAGAAUCCUCGAUGUAGGAACACCGAAGAUGAUGAGAAGGUUGGAGAGCUCUAGCUGUACGGAGGUACAGAGUGAAGACGACCAAGGCAGCGACAUUUACUCUGAUCCUCCCCAAAACUGGCAGCAGCUUGUGGGGCGUGAGGUUCUCGCAGGCCUGACUCCUCACGAGAUCAAGAGGCAGGAAGUCAUCAAUGAGCUUUUCUACACUGAGCGUGCUCACGUGCGCAUGCUCAGAGUCCUGGAUAAUGUGUUCUAUCAAAAACUGACAAAAGACAACAUACUGCCCCCUGCUGACAUCAAAAGCCUCUUCGCCAACCUGGAUGAAAUCCUUCAGUUACAUGUUACAAUAUGUGAGCAGAUGACAGCAAUUCGCAAAAAGAACGAGACAUCGGUUAUUGACCAAAUAGGAGAUGAUUUACUCGCAUGGUUCAGUGGUGGCGAAGAAGAGAAGAUCAAACUGGCAGUGGGGACAUUCUGCAGCAACCAACCCUUUGCUCUGGAACUCAUCAAGAGCAAGCAGAAAAAGGACCAGCGCUUUACCUCAUUCAUACAGGAGGCGGAGAGUAAUCGCCUGUGUCGCAGGCUUCAGUUGAAGGACAUCAUUCCCGCCGAGAUGCAGAGGCUCACCAAGUACCCGCUGCUCCUGGAAAACAUUGCCAAGUACACAGAUGACGGCAAGGAAAAAGAGAAAGUCAGAAGGGCGGGGGAACGCUGUCGAAAGAUCCUCAACCACGUCAACCAGGCGGUAAAGGAAUCAGAGAAUAAACAGAGACUGGAGGACUACCAGAGACGGCUGGAUCUCUCUUCGCUGAAGCAGAGCGAAAAUCCCAUGAUCUCAGAGUUAAAGAAUCUUGAUCUGACCAAAAAGAAGAUGGUCCAUGAAGGGCCACUGUCCUGGAAGGUGAACAAAGACAAAACUAUUGAGCUGUACACAUUGCUGCUGGAGGACAUCUUGGUGCUGCUGCAGAAACAGGAUGAGCGUCUGAUCCUUAAAUGUCACAGUAAGAAUCUGGCCGGCUCCGCAGACACCAAGCACAUCUUCAGCCCCAUCAUCAAACUCAGCACCGUACUGGUGCGCUCAGUGGCUACAGACAACAGGUCUUUCUUCGUGCUGUCCAUGUCAGAAAACGGAGCGCAGAUCUAUGAGCUGAUGGCUCAGACAGUGUCUGAGCAGAGAAUGUGGCAGAGGCGAAUCACCGAGAGAGCCGACGCCAUGAAAGUCAAACCCCACAGUGUCAUACCUUUACCUCAGCCAGAUGAGGAGAGAGAAGGUGUGGAGAUCACCGGAUCUGGAGGCUCCAAAAUCACCAAAGGCUCCGACCGUACCUCCUCCGGAAGCAUCCAGUCCUCCGGUGGUCUACAGAGCCCUCUCUCAGAAGAGGGACUCCGACCCGAGGAAGACAGGCAGGGCCAGGAGGAAGGCUACCUCGACUGUGACGUUCAAGACAGCGGGAGCGGGGACCCCGGCCCCUUCCUUUCGAAAGCUGACGAAGCCUUGAAAACCCUGGCAGCACUGAAGCAGGUACUGGUGACUCAGCUGAUGGCUCAGGAUGACGGAGAGCGAACGAGUCGUUCGGCAGGGGGUCGCCUCCUCAGGACCACGUCUCUGCGUACCCCCGUAGAGAGCAGCUCAGGACGGAACCCUGCCCCCAGAGACGCCCAGGCGCAGGACCUGACCUCAGGAGACACCGGAUUCUUCGAGGGCCCGGAGGACUACGGUUACCUGGUGCUGGAAGGCUUCACCGGUUCAGGGGAGAGCAGCACAGACGACGACCUGCAGGUCGGGGGAAAGGAGCUGGGACUGACUCGGGGCUGUGCCGCAGACUCAGGCAUCAGCCUCAAAUUCUCCUCACCUUCCUCAGGAAGCACCUCCCGCCUCAGCCGAGAGGUCCUGUCCCACCUGCGCACCCUGCAGGCCAACCUCACCUAUCUGAAGGACGUGGAGACAAAGUAUCGCGAUCUACAACACCAAAUUCAAGCGACACAGGCGACGGGCGACACAGAGGAGAGCAGAGAGGCCAGGUCUCUGGCCAUUAGCCCAAGCAGCCUCCAUAACAGCCCCGAACAGGCUGCUUCCAUCCUCGUCACGGCAACGAGAGGCCCCUAUCGCCAACCCUCGCGACUAAUGCAGAGAGGCCAAGAGGACCUCCUCUUCACCCCUCUUUUUUUUCCCCAUACCAUCGCAUAG